GCCUUCGCCUCAGUAGAAGUUAAAUCUACAACGAUGACACACUACGUAGUCGGAGUAACUGUUGCGCUGCUGGCAUUGGGCUUAGCUCAGGCUAAUGAAAGUAUAUUUGGGCACACAUUUAAGCAGCUGCACAGCCAACCUCCUGUUUCGGCAAAUCAAAAUAGAGCGGACGAGGUGCAAACAUUAUGGAUCGAACAGAAGUUGGAUCACUUUAAUAUAGCCGAGACUCGAACCUGGCAAAUGCGAUACAUGUUGAACGAUGUAUUCUUCAAAGCCGGUGCGCCAAUGUUUAUAUUCCUGGGAGGAGAGUGGGAAAUAGACAGGGGAUUUAUAACAGCCGGUCACAUGUACGACAUGGCCAAAGAGCACAAUGGACUUCUGGUCUAUACUGAACAUCGAUACUACGGCGAAAGCCAUCCGUUGCCAGAUUUGUCCAACGAGAACAUGAAGUUUUUGAAUGUGAAACAAGCCUUGGCCGAUCUGGCGCAUUUCAUAACCACACAAAAGUCUUCAUAUGAGGGCUUAAGUGAUUCCAAAGUCAUAAUUGUCGGUGGCUCCUACUCUGCUACGAUGGUUACUUGGUUCAAGAAAUUAUACCCCGAUCUGGUUGUUGGUGGCUGGGCGUCCAGUGCACCACUCAUUGCCAAAGUCAACUUUUUCGAAUACAAAGAGGUUAUGGGUCAAUCUAUAACUUUAAUGGGGGGCUCUGCCUGCUACAACCGUAUUGAGAAAGGUAUUGCUGAAAUUGAAGCGAUGUUCGCCAGCAAACGCGGAGGCGAGGUCAAGGCUCUGCUCAAGAUCUGCGAACCUUUUGACGUAUUUAGCGAUUUGGACAUAUGGACGCUGUUUAACGAGAUUUCUGAAGUAUUUGCCAACGUUGUACAGGGACACUAUGCUGGACGUAUUGAAGGCGUCUGCCAGAAAAUAAUGGCUGAAAGUUCUGAUCUUAUUGGCGUCAGCAGCUACCUUCUCAGCGAAUUCGAGAAAGCCAGUGGCAAGCGUUGCAACGAUUUAAGCUACGAUGCCAUCAUGAGCGAACUUUUGGAGUCAAGGUACAAGAACAAUAUGAUGCGUCAGUGGAUAUACCAGACAUGUAACGAGUAUGGCUGGUAUCAGACCUCAAGCUCCGCCGCUCAACCAUUUGGCACCAAGUUUCCAUUAGCCCUGUUCACAACCAUGUGCGCUGAUCUCUUUGGCUCCCAGUUUGGCAAUUCAUUCAUCGAAAGCCGUGUGGCUGAAACGAAUGCAUACUUUGGUGGCCUCUCGCCGAAAGUGGAGAAUGUAUAUUUGACCCACGGCCAGUUGGAUCCCUGGCGUGCAAUGGGUAUUCAGGAUGUAAAGCAGGCAACAAUCAUACCAGAACAUGCGCACUGCAAAGACUUUGGAUCGAUUAGUGCCGAUGAUACGGCCGAAAUGCGUGCUUCAAAAGAACGAAUUGCCGAAUUGGUUCGGGAAUGGCUAAAAUAGAAGUGUGGAUUCAGUCAAGCCAUAACAACAACAAAGUAGUUACGUUUACUAGAAAUAUGUGUUACAAAUGCAAUAAAU
Molecule: messenger RNA, 1545 nt
Organism: Drosophila hydei
Lineage: Eukaryota; Metazoa; Arthropoda; Insecta; Diptera; Drosophilidae
Product: putative serine protease K12H4.7
Exons: 7
Coding region: 34-1467 (477 amino acids)
Biological process (GO): proteolysis
Molecular function (GO): serine-type exopeptidase activity; dipeptidyl-peptidase activity
Source: RefSeq, a predicted model, not a curated record